Closterium sp. NIES-65 is the source of this 4047-nucleotide messenger RNA. Lineage: Eukaryota; Viridiplantae; Streptophyta; Zygnematophyceae; Desmidiales; Closteriaceae. The record is from the annotation of a GenBank genome assembly.
AUGCAGCCCCAGCGACGCCUGCGUGAGUCCCUCACGCCCCAGCAGCUGCGUGAGUGGUACGCUGGUUGGGGCUGUAGGGGUGGCGACGCUACUCCUACUACCACUCCUGCUGCUUCUACUCGUGGUGGCGGCCAGAUGCAGCUCCCGCGACCCUCUCGCGUGUCUCUCACGCCUCGCCAGCUUCGUGAGUGGUACGCUCAGAGUGGAGGGUCUCUCAGUGCUGUUCGCUGCUCUUACGUGAUUCGCACUGGUACUCGGACUGGUAUAGGACCUGCUGCUCUAGCUACUGGUGAGGCUGCUGCUCUGGGUGCUAGUGAGUCUCCUGCUCCUGGUACAGGUGCGGCUGCUGCUCUAGGUGCUAGUGAGUCUGCUUCCUCAGGUGCGGGACCUUCCUGUGUCCCCUGUGUCGAGGGGCGCCUCAGGGCUGCUCCUCACUCCUCCCAGUUUCCCCCGACAGAGGCUCCUCUGCAGACGCUUCACAUGGACGUGUGGGGCCCGGCCCCCGUCCGUGGGCAGGGUCACGAGCGCUACUUCCUGUUGGUGGUUGACGACUACUCGCGUUACACCUCAGUCUUCCCCUUGCGCAGCAAGGGUGCUGUCACUGAGGUGCUGAUCGACUGGAUCCGCGAGGCUCGUCUCCAGCUCAGGAGGAGCUUCGGCUCGGACUUUCCUGUUCUCCGUCUGCACUCUGACCGAGGUGGGGAGUUCUCCUCUCGCCUUCUGCGAGACUACUGUCGUGCACAGGGGAUCCGCCAGACCUUUACGCUUCCGGACUCUCCACAGCAAAAUGGAAUUGCUGAGCGCCGCAUUGGCAUGGUCAUGGAUGUCGCUCGUACGUCCAUGAUGCAUGCGGCUGCCCCCCAUUUUCUGUGGCCGUUUGCGGUUCGGUACGCGGCGCAUCAGCUCAACCUUCACCCCAGGGUCUCUCGGCCCGCGAUGUCGCCAGUGUUACUGUGGACGGGGAAGGUCGGCGAUGCGUCUGCGUUCCGUGUCUGGGGAUCUCGGGCGUUUGUCCGCGACUUGUCUGCAGACAAGCUGUCCCCCCGUGCUGCUCCCUGUGUCUUCCUUGGCUUCCCCCUUGACGCUCCAGGGUGGCAGUUCUACCACCCCUCCUCUCGUCGUGUUCUGUCCUCCCAGGACGUCACGUUCGACGAGUCAGUCCCCUUCUACCGCCUCUUCCCCUACCGUACUCCUUCCCUCCCCCCCCCACCGGACUUCCUGGUGCCAGUAGACACAGUCGAGCCAGUCGAGGUUGCUGCUGAGUCUGGUCCUGCUGCGGGUGGAGAGUCUGGGGGUGCUACGCCUGCGGGUGCUGAGCUUGGGGGUGCUGCUGCUGGGGGUGCUGAGCCUGGGGGUGCUACGUCAGGAGCUGCUGAGCCUGGGGGUGCUGAGCCUGGAGGUGCGGAGCCUGCGACUGCUGGGCGGGAGCCGCUCUCUCCACAGGAGCUGCGCGAGUGGUUUGCUCGCCGCUGGAGGCGUGCUGCUGGAGCUGGAGCUUCUUCGCUUGCUGAGGGUGCUGCCGUCCCGGAGCUGCUGGGCCUGCGAGUCCUACUAGAGCUGGAGCUACUGAGUCUGGGGGUGCUGAGUCUGGAGCUGCUGAGCCUGGAGGUGCUGAGUCUGGAGCUGCUGAGCCUGGGGGUGCUACGUCUGGAGCUGCUGUGCCUGGGGGUGCUGAGUCUGGAGCUGCUGAGCCUGGGGUUUUCUCCUGCUGCUGCGUCUCGCCGGGAGCCCCUCUCUCCACAGGAGCUGCGCGAGUGGUUUGCUCGCCGUUGGAGGAGUGCUGCUGGAGCUGGAGCUUCGUCGACCGUCGAGGGUGCUGGUGCUGCCGGUCCCGGAGCUGCUGGGCCUGCGGGUCCUACUGGAGCUGGAGCUGCUGAGGGUGUUGGUGCUGAGACUACUGCUGUCUGUCCUGGCGGUGGUUCUGCUGCUGGUGCUGCUGGAGGUCCUGCCGCUGGAGGUGUUGGUGCGCUGGUGCUGUCGCUGAGGGUGCUGGUGCUGUCCCUGCUGAGUCUGGAGCUGCCGCGCGGCCUCGGCCGUACUUCGUUCCGCUCCUACAGCAGGUUCUUGCGUCGUGAGCCUGCGUCUCGUCCCGCGUCGCCGGUUCGUGCUGCUCGCGCUAGUGGUCGCGGUUCGCGUCAGCGUCCUCCUCCUGUCCCUGGCACGCACCGGAUGUCUCUGCGUCCGUCCACUGCUCCUCUACGUGCCCCUUUGCCUUCUCCUCCUGAGUCCUCUCUUCCUGCGCUUGCCGACCCUGAGUCGGACUUUCUUCGCGCUGCCAGUCCUACUGUCACGCGUCUUCUUGCUCUUGUCGUCACUGACCCCUCUUUUGAGUCCACUGCUGCGUCUGCUCUAGUCGCUGAGCUCGUUGACUUUGCUGCUCGCUGUCGUCUCGACUACGCUGCUAGUCUUGUUGCUGAGUCUGCGUCUGUCUGUCCUCCGUCCGUCGGGGACCCGGAUGCACUAGACAUCCCGACUCCGCGUUCUUACGCGGAGGCCGUAGAGGGUCCCUACUCCUCUCAGUGGCAGGCAGCUAUGGAUGCAGAGAUGGCUUCCUGGAAGUCCACAGGCACCUACGUUGACGCGGUUCCCCCUCCUGGGGCGAACAUCGUCAGUGGCAUGUGGAUCUUCAGGGUGAAGCGGCCGGCGGGCUCUCCACCUGUCUUCAAGGCACGGUACGUUGCUCGUGGCUUCAGUCAGCGGCAGGGAGUUGACUACUUUCAGACCUUCUCUCCCACACCGAAGAUGACCACUCUUCGGGUGCUGCUGCACAUAGCCGCUCAGCGCGACUACGAGCUUCACUCUCUCGACUUCAGCACUGCGUUCCUGCAGGGUAGCCUGCACGAGGAGAUCUGGCUGCGCCGUCCACCUGGCUUCACUGGGACUUUCCCUCCUGGCACCCAGUGGAGCCUCCGACGGCCAGUCUACGGUCUCCGCCAGGCACCGCGUGAGUGGCACGACACACUGAGGACUACGCUUGCGGCUCUUGGGUUUGCUCCUUCUACUGCUGACCCGUCGCUGUUUCUUCGCACCGACACUUCCCUGCCGCCGUUCUACAUCCUCGUGUACGUCGACGACUUGGUCUUUGCCACAGCAGACACUGCUGGACUCGCCUACGUGAAGUCCGAACUGCUGAAGAGACACACGUGCACAGACCUGGGUGAACUGCGCAGCUACCUUGGCUUGCAGAUCACUCGGGACAGAGCACGCCGCACCAUUACCUUGACUCAGUCACACAUGGUGCAGCAGGUCCUUCAGCGCUUCGGCUUCACGUACUCCUCGCCUCAGGCCACUCCUCUGCCUACUCGCCACUCACUCUCAGCUCUGCCUUCGGAUGAGUCCGUAGAGUCGAGUGGUCCGUAUGCAGAGCUUGUUGGCUGCCUCAUGUACCUGAUGACCUGCACACGACCUGACCUUGCAUACCCUCUGAGCAUUCUUGCACGCUAUGUUGCUCCUGGGAGACACAGACCAGAGCACAUGGCUGCAGCGAAGAGGGUAUUGCGCUACCUGUGCAGUACGUCGGGCAUGGGGCUAGUGCUUGGAGGGCGGAGUCCAGUGGUCCUUACCGGCCACGCGGACGCUUCUUGGGCUGACGACCAGGCUACGCAGCGGUCGUCACAGGGUUACACCUUCAGCCUUGGUUCCGGCUCUGUCUCGUGGCGGUCUACUCGCUCGUCUUCGGUUCUCGGCUCCAGUUGUGAGGCUGAGAUCUACGCCGGGGCCAUGGCUGCACAGGAGCUUCGCUGGCUCACCUACCUGCUGACUGACCUUGGAGAGCCGCCUCGUUCUCCUCCAGUGCUGUACGUAGACAACAAGGCCAUGCUGGCCUUGUGUCGAGAGCAGCGCUUGGAGCACAGAACGAAGCACAUUGCUCUCCGCUACUUCCUUGCUCGUGAGCUGCAGCAGCGUGGUCAGUUGCGACUUGCGUACGUGGCCUCUGAGGCCAACACUGCUGAUGUGUUCACCAAGGCACUCGCGCCUUGUGACCAUCAGCGCUUUUGCACCCAGCUGGGUCUUGUACCUGUCUUGCCUCACUUGCUCUCCUCUUGA